This is a messenger RNA of Pezoporus occidentalis (night parrot), 4513 nucleotides long. RefSeq names its product molybdenum cofactor synthesis 1 (gene MOCS1). Gene Ontology annotation, molecular function: 4 iron, 4 sulfur cluster binding; GTP 3',8'-cyclase activity; metal ion binding. The transcript has 11 exons. NCBI's taxonomy places the organism in Eukaryota, Metazoa, Chordata, Aves, Psittaciformes, Psittacidae. The coding region runs from base 30 to 2036 and encodes 668 amino acids. The record is from RefSeq and is a predicted model, not a curated record. Gene Ontology annotation, biological process: Mo-molybdopterin cofactor biosynthetic process.
CCUCGGGUGCUGGGGGCCGGCGGGGCCGCAUGGCGGCGGCGUGGGGGGGGUGGCGCGGUGGCCCCGCGUUCCUGCGGGGGGCGCUCGGGGCAGGCCCGCGCCGCGCCUGCAGCUCCGGGGCGCCAGUGCGGACUCCCGCCGCCGCGGCUCAGGAAUUGCAAAGCUCAGGAAGAGGACGCUUUCUACUGGAACAUGCUGCUCCCUUCUCUGCUUUUUUGACAGACAGCUUUGGGCGUCAGCACAACUACUUGCGAAUUUCUUUGACUGAGAAAUGCAACCUCAGGUGUCAGUAUUGUAUGCCAGAGGAAGGUGUUCAGCUGACCCCUAAAUCAGACCUACUCACUACUCAGGAGAUAAUCACUCUGGCCAAACUGUUUGUGAAAGAAGGUGUAGAAAAGAUCCGACUGACAGGAGGAGAGCCACUUAUCCAUCCUGAUGUAGUUGAUAUUGUGGGUCAACUGCGCAAGUUAGAAGGUCUGAAAACCAUUGCUGUCACAACCAAUGGGAUGAACUUAACCAGAUUGCUGCCCCGACUGAAGGAGGCAGGACUGAAUGCCAUUAACAUUAGCCUGGAUACCUUGGUCCCAGCUAAAUUUGAGUUCAUUGUCCGGAGAAAAGGCUUUCACAAGGUAAUGGAAGGAAUCCACAAAGCCACUGAACUUGGCUACCGUCCUGUUAAGGUAAACUGUGUGGUGAUGCGAGGCUUCAAUGAAGAUGAACUGCUGGGCUUUGUGGAUUUCACAAAGGAUCUGCCCCUUGAUGUGCGGUUCAUAGAAUACAUGCCCUUUGAUGGCAAUAAAUGGAACUUCAAGAAGAUGGUGAGCUACAAAGAAAUGCUUGAUACAAUUAAACAGCAAUGGCCUGAAUUGGAGAAAUUGUCCUGUGAAACUUCCAGCACAGCUAAGAGUUACAAAGUGCCACAUUUCCAGGGCCAAAUCAGCUUUAUCACCUCCAUGUCAGAGCACUUCUGCGGAUCCUGCAGUCGGCUGAGGAUAACAGCAGAUGGGAAUCUAAAAGUGUGCCUUUUUGGGAAUUCAGAAGUGUCCUUGAGAGAUCACUUACGGUCAGGUGCCUCAGAGGAAGAGUUGGUUCAAGUCAUUGGAGCAGCAGUGGGCAGGAAGAAGAAACAGCAUGCUGGCAUGUUUAACAUUUCCCAGAUGAAAAACCGGCCAAUGAUCCUGAUUGAACCUGCAUUGAUGCUGUUCCCACUAUGCCAAGAUGCCCUACAGAAUUCCCCAAAUUCAAAACAGUGGGGUCACACAUUCAGCCAUUGGCUGACUUUGAGAGCAAGAUUCCCCAAACAAAUGAGGAAAGCAUUAAUGGAAAACAAGCUUACAGGGCAACUCUACUUGCCAAGAUCUUGCCCAGAGCAACAGUGGCAUAUAACAACAGGAAUUCUGCAACCGCAUCUUAGAGGUCCCUGUGUCUUCCAGAAGGACCCAAGCUCCACAUUUGACCCAAAGUGCCUUGAUGCUUCUCCUGUAAACCAAGUUUCAGUGGACUACCAGUCCAAAGGGGCAAGUCCAAGAUCAGAAUUGGGCACUAUGGUAUCUCGUGCCUCUGACAGCUUAACUCACACUGAUGAAGAAGGACGGGCCACAAUGGUUGAUGUUGGAGGGAAAUCAGAUUCAAGAAGAAGUGCUGUUGCUGUUGCUGUGGUCCACCUGGGUGAGAAGGCAUUUGGGAUGGUAAGGCAGAACCAGGUGAAGAAGGGGAAUGUGCUGGCAGUGGCCCAGGUUGCAGGAAUUCAGGGAGCCAAGCUGACGAGCCAGUUGAUCCCAUUGUGUCACAACAUCCCCCUCAACCAUGUGGAGGUGUCUCUGAGCCUGGAUGAGGACAGAUAUGCAGUGGUUAUUCGCAGUGCCUGUCAGACCUGGGGGAGGACAGGGGUGGAGAUGGAAGCUCUAACAGCUGUCAGCCUGGCUGCCCUGACUGUGUAUGAUAUGUGCAAAGCAGUUACUCAUGACAUUGUGAUUGAAGAGGUGAGGUUGCUUAGUAAGACAGGUGGCCAGAGGGGAGACUUCUCAAGAGUUUAGAUCAUACCCAGACACUUCGUGUGAUCACUGCUGAUGUUUGGCCUUUUACAGAACUACCUUUGCUUAGCUGGUAGGCUUGGAGACCUCAGCAGGUGUACCCUACAGCAACCCUAAAACUCCAGUUUGCCUUACACUGUCAGCUUACUGCUGGAGCCACUUAUCCCUGUUGAUAACCUGUUUUUUAGAGAACAAGCUUCUCCACUCUGCCAGUACCUAAAUUUCACUGUCCUUACCAUGAGCUAGAGCCAAGAUCCCUAGUCAUGCCACAGAGUUGGGUUUGUUUUUCCUUCUUACUGUGAAAUAUUUGCAGCUGCCGUCAUCACACCAUGCAACUGUGAGUUCUGGAAAUGAAGCAAGUGCUGAAAGUGCUGUUAUUUGGCAACUGUUUCUAAGUCAAGGAUUAAGAUUUCAGAAUUGUGUCCGUAUUUCUCCCUGAUGUUUUUGAUUGAAUUUAGAAGGUGACAGUGAGGAGAACACAGCUUGGGAACCUUACCAUAAAGCAGAGAUUAUAGCUGGGGAACAGCCAGGUUCAGAUAUGCAGCUCCCAUCCCUUUACUUUGCUAGUUCUUCCCCUGCCUGCAAAUGGAAAUAUCCACUUAUCAGUUUCAAAAGAAAAAACAAAAAAGAUGUCAGCUACUCAGUUCUCUUCUCUGUAAAAUGAUGAUGUAGAAACAGAGGAUUUCUGGGUUUGGAAGAAUUAUUUUGCUGAUUCAAAAGAUACCUUUUACAAUGGCAGAAGCAUGUUCCAGCAUUUUGACCUUAGCACUCACACACAUAGAGGCCCUGUGUCUGCAUGCUCAAGGACUUAACUGUGCCAUGCAUGGAAGCAGGCAUCAGCUCUCCCUGGCUGUAGAAAUAGGUGUCACACCAAGCCCCAGAAGACCUGAAAUUUUUCAGUCCUACAGUGCAGCUCCUACUAAUGAGCAACCUGCAUUGUCCUGACAGAUAAAACAAACUUUAAGACUAGUAGCCACUUGGAAGAGUAAGGUAAUUGGUGUUGGCUAGGUGAGAGUGUUUUCCUGCAUGUUUCUCCAAAUUUGCUUUUGUGAAGUCUUCUGGCCUCAAAGCAUUUAACUGUCCCCAUUAAUGUUACAAUGCCCACUGUCACAUAGCAUUAGAUAGUUUUGAUAAUUGACUAUCCUAGACAAGAGUUUACUUGAGAGUGUUGUUAAUACUGAUGGAUCCUUUUCAAAUGUUAAUUUAAAUUCUCUAAACUGGGUGUUUCCAGCUUCAGUUUGUUUUCUAGUGCUUAUGGCUAAUGUGAAAUUGCAUAUGAUUCAGGGUGCUCCCUUCUCCAUACGCACAGAGAGUUGAAGACAGCUCUAGUAACAUCAGAGAGGCUACCAAAAAAGCAUCUUAAACCUUGCGGGUAGCUGCUUCUCAUGAAAUAAGGUUUAGUUACUGUGAGCAUCAGUAAAGCACACAUCACACUGUUGUACAUCCUACUCACUUAAAGUAAGCACAGGUCUAAGUGAGGAGGCAAAGGUUUUAUGAUAAAUCCUCUGCAAAUUUCGUACACUAGCUACCACAGAAGUCACCUUUUCCAUCAUAGAUUAAUUAAUUUGAUUCUUUUUUCAUUGUCACUGUGAGAUAAGCCACACACACAGGAGCUACAGCUGAAUGGGGAAGGGGUCAGAAAAGCUUGGUGCUCAAACUCCAUUAACGUUUGUACACCUACAUCCGGUGUUACACUCAUGAUGCCUGGACAGCACUGAUGUGUCUGUUAAGUUAAGAGUAGGGGCAGGAGCAUACCUAGCACUGCUGUACUGAGCACCAACAAUCCCCCAGCCAUGCAAAUACACGAAGUUAUGUUCACCUUUGGAGCUGCUGUGCCCACAGCACAGAAGUUUCCCUAGCUCAGCAUGGAAACAGAUUGCCAGAAAAAGGAUGCACGUGUGUAACCUGCUAAGUUAACCAAUUACACACAAGCACUUAACUCCCCCCACCACACACAACCCACCCUGCCUGCCCUGCUUCCACCCAGUCUCUAGCUAGUUUUGAAAACUAAAAGGAAACUAGACGUAUUCAGUAGUAUUAAAAUGAUGCUUUGGGGCAUAUGGUACUUUGGCUUCUGAGAAGUUUGUGAUCAUGCUGUAAAGCUCAUGCAAAGGAGUGACUCAAGGCUACACAAGGGACUACUGAGCACAUGCAUGACUGCCACGCACAUUUUGCUACUUACGCACAUUUCACUACUUUCUUGGGUUAAGAGGGGCAGAAAGCUUUGGGCAAACAGAUUUUGGUGCCAUUUUAUGGUUGUGUUACAUUAUCAAGUCUUGAAACUAUGCAGAUAUAUAUCUAUAUAGAUAUAACAAUAUAUAAAUAUAUAGAUAACAGUCAACAUUUGUGAGCAAAAUUAAGCUGACAGCAGUGUAUGUAUCAGUGGUGCUGGGUGGGCAAUGGUGUAAUACGUAUUCAUGAACUGACUUUGGAGGCUUGCUUUUUUCUCCACUGCAUUUUUAAUAAAGACUAAUUGUAAU